GGUGGCAGCAUGUCGAAGCGAAAGCAGGAGGGCAGAAGACCGUAGAAGAAGAGCAGGAGUAAACAUGUCACAGGAAAAGAGCAUGGCGGUGCAAGAGUUCCUUAGGCAAGCAGAGCUCAUAAAACAAGGAGCAGAAGCUCGGGUGUACCGGGCACAGUUCCUGGGUAAGCCGACUAUUGUGAAACAAAGGUUUCCGAAGCGCUACAGACACCCGGUGCUGGACGAGAAGCUGACCCACCGCAGGACGGUCCAGGAGGUCCGCUCCAUUCUGCGCUGCCGCAGAGCGGGCAUCUCUGCGCCUGUGGUCUACUUUGUGGACUACACUUCGCACAGUAUUUUCUUGGAAGAAAUUGUGGGUUCUUCGACAGUGCGCGACCACAUCGCCUCCACUGACGGCAGUGAGGACCUGGGCUGGCUGGCUGAGAGGGUGGGACAGAUCCUGGCCCAAAUGCACGACGAAGACGUCGUCCACGGGGACCUGACCACCUCCAACAUGCUGCUGAGACACGGCCUGGCGGACGGGGAGUCUGAGCUGUUCCUCAUAGACUUCGGCCUGAGCUACAUCUCCGCCCUGCCGGAGGACAAAGGGGUGGACUUGUAUGUGCUGGAGAAGGCCUUCCUGAGCACCCACCCGAACACAGAGGCUCUGUUCGAGAGGCUGCUGAAGAGCUACGCCGGCGCCUCCAACAAGUCCUCGGCCGUCUUCAAAAAGCUGGAUGAGGUUCGGUUGAGAGGGAGAAAGAGGUCCAUGGUGGGAUGAUGAUGAUGAUCAUCAUCAUCACUGCUGUUUUCCAGGACAAGUAUCUCCUGAAAAAGACGUUAUGAUAACAAUUGUUUUGAAAAGUGUAAUAGUUUACUACUUGUUAUGGAAGGCCGAUAUAAUAAAGAUGGAAUUUGUAUUGA
This is a messenger RNA of Pungitius pungitius (ninespine stickleback), 903 nucleotides long. RefSeq names its product TP53 regulating kinase (gene tp53rk). Gene Ontology annotation, biological process: protein phosphorylation. Gene Ontology annotation, molecular function: ATP binding; protein serine/threonine kinase activity. The record is from RefSeq and is a predicted model, not a curated record. Lineage: Eukaryota; Metazoa; Chordata; Actinopteri; Perciformes; Gasterosteidae. The transcript is spliced from 2 exons. Bases 65 to 760 code for a protein of 231 amino acids. Gene Ontology annotation, cellular component: EKC/KEOPS complex; nucleus; cytosol.